Molecule: messenger RNA, 720 nt
Organism: Cottoperca gobio
Lineage: Eukaryota; Metazoa; Chordata; Actinopteri; Perciformes; Bovichtidae
Product: C-C motif chemokine 4-like
Exons: 3
Coding region: 182-460 (92 amino acids)
Biological process (GO): immune response
Cellular component (GO): extracellular region
Molecular function (GO): chemokine activity
Source: RefSeq, a predicted model, not a curated record
AAGUGGAAGGUUUGUUGCAGGCAAACCACAACUGCCCUCCCUCCCUCUCACCGCUGUCACCUUUUUUUGAUGUUGAUAAACUCGACACCGCACCACCUUUUUUGUUUAGAAGCCCUUUACUACAGGUAAGGAGCAGUUGUGAUAUUAAUCUCCAUCACAUCCAGAAGAAUAUCGAGUCAUCAUGAGGAGCAGUCACAUCCUUCUGCUCUGCAUCCUGGGACAUGCACUGGUUACCUCAGUGUUCUGCAACAAUGCUAUUGGUCCGAACAACUGCUGCUUCAAACCCUACUACCCGAGACCUUUACACAAAAGAUAUGUCCAGUCAUAUUACAUGACUGAUUACCGAUGCGCAAAGAAUGCAGCCAUCCUGGUCACGAAAAAGUCUCGCAACAUCUGUGUGGAUCCGAAUCUUACCUGGGUUGAGACCAUGAUGAAAAGUUUGGACGAAAGCACCUUUUAAACCAGCUGCCUGCUCUUCCUCCUUUAAAGUCACUGCGGCUUAAGUUUAUUCAAUCGUGCAUGUUACAAUGUUGUCAUAACUUUGGUUUUAAUGUGAAAAUCUAUUAUCAGUAAUUCAAGAUUUAGUCUCCAAAUAGUCAUUUUGAGCCAUAUUAACCAACCUGUCUUGUGUUUCUGUCAUUUAUUAUAGUUGCUUUGUAAUACCCACAACAUCAUACAGCAUAAACCUCAUACAAAUAAAGUCAAUAGUGUGAAAGCUUU